AUGGGGAAGCUCGGAGCCAAGUCCGACUACGAGAGUCUCCGCAACGCCCGCAUCUCCGAGAACAUGGCCAGGAUGGAGAUGCUCGGCCUUCUCCGCUGCGCGGGAGAGCUCAGCGACAUCGCCUCCGCCUCCAGCCACCGCGCGGCCGGGAGCGCGACGCCUCGGAGGACCCCCAGGCCACAGGUGACGAGCAUGACCCCGCUCCGCCGCUCCGGCCGCCUCCUCGCCGCGACGCGCCGCUGUUCCGCCCGGCUGAAUGGGCAGGGCACAGGAGCUCUGAGUAAAUUGACGGCGGCGGGAUCGGAGGAGGAGGAUGAUACAUGGGAAGAUGAUAAGGAGGGGAAGUGGGCGACGGCGGUGGCCAAGGAGAGAGUACAGGCGCUGCAGGAGAGGCGGUGCGACAGCAGGGGAGGGAGGCGUGUACGACCCUGUUCUUGGGAUCUGCUGCCAUUUCUGCAGAAGAAAUUGUGCGGUGAGGAGGACUGCAAGCGCUGCGGGGAAGGAGACCUGAAGCAACCAUGUUUAGGAAAGACAGAGUGCUCAUCUUGCCAUUCUUCUAAUGGGAUACUCUGCCGUGCUUGCCUGAAAAUUAGGUACGGCGAAGAGAUGGAAGAGGUGAAGAAGAACAAGAACUGGUUGUGCCCUCACUGCGUUGAGGAGAAGGGUAUCAAGAAAUUCUGGAUAUGCAACAGUGAUUUAGUGAUGGUGGUAGAGAUUGUAGUGAGUCCGUUUUCUGGCAGUUCAGCUAUUAAUGUUUCUGUUGAAAUGAGUCCCACUUUUGUGCCCAAGAAUGUGAAGCUAGGAGAACAGUCUCAGUGGCCUUCUGAGUGGCAGCUUGUCUGUUUAUUGUAA
Messenger RNA from Miscanthus lutarioriparius, 852 nucleotides. Lineage: Eukaryota; Viridiplantae; Streptophyta; Magnoliopsida; Poales; Poaceae. The record is from the annotation of a GenBank genome assembly.